This is a messenger RNA of Micromonas commoda, 597 nucleotides long. RefSeq lists its product with no specific name. Lineage: Eukaryota; Viridiplantae; Chlorophyta; Mamiellophyceae; Mamiellales; Mamiellaceae. The transcript has a single exon. The record is from RefSeq and is a predicted model, not a curated record. Bases 1 to 597 code for a protein of 198 amino acids.
AUGGAUGCUCAGCAGCUCGAACGCUAUGCGAACCUCGCGCCGUGCUUCUUCGCCGUCAUUGGCGUGGUGUUCAUGGCCAAGUGCAAGGUGGCGUGGCACCCGAUUCUGAACAAGACUGGUUGGAAAAAAGAUGGCGUGUUCGCGUGCUCCGCUGAUUCGGUCUUCCUCCGCUGGGCGAGCCUCGUGUCGCACACGUUCUUCAUCAUCGGCGCUGUCAUCUUCGGCAACGGGAUCCUCGCCAUCUCCAACGUCCUCGGCCUGCCCCUCGUGCUCGGAUUCUGGUGCGCGAGCAGCAGCAUCAUACAGAGCAUCAUGUACAUGGCGGUGUUCAAGCAGUCGCCGAUGGGCACCCCCGACAUCGACGGUCCACCCGUGCCCGCGCGCGUCGUCAUCGCCGCCGUGUGGAUCAUCACCACCGCCAACUACAUCGUCAACCGUGCGACGCUGUACAGGGACGUGGACGAAACGAGGCUCUUCGGGCUCAUGGCGGUGGGCGUCUUCCUCCCAGCAGCCAUCGGCGCCAAGCACCGGACCAAGAACUGGCGCCUGCAUUACAUGAAGGACCUGCCCGCCCGCGACGAGGCCAAGACGUACUGA